AAGUUUGGGCUGAUCUGCAUUCAACCAAAAAACCGUCAAGCAAGAUGAGUCUCACCGCAAAGGACAAGGAAGCAGUCAGAGCCUUCUGGGGCAAAGUCUCCAGCAAGUCUGGGGCAAUCGGCACUGAUGCUCUCUCCAGGAUGCUGGUGGUUUACCCGCAGACCAAGACUUACUUCACCCACUGGAAGGACCUGAGCCCCGGGUCUGAGCCUGUGCAGAAACACGGAAAGAGCGUGAUGGGUGGAGUUGCAGAUGCUGUGGCCAAAAUCGACGACCUGAAUGCCGGUCUCCUGACCCUCAGUGAGCUGCAUGCCUUCACUCUGCGUGUGGACCCUGCCAACUUCAAGAUUCUAGCUCACAACAUCCUCGUGGUCAUGGCCAUCAUGUUCCCCAAAGAAUUCACCCCUGAGGUCCACGUGGCCAUGGACAAGUUCUUGGCUGCUCUGGCUCGUGCCCUCUCUGAGAAAUACAGAUAAACUGUAAACAGGAGCCGCUGAUGGACAGCAGCACGGUCCUGGAUAGGACACUCUGUCAGUCAGAAUAUCAAUAAAAUAUAAAUUGCAAUGAAA
Messenger RNA from Anoplopoma fimbria (sablefish), 569 nucleotides. Its product is annotated as hemoglobin subunit alpha-1. Bases 45 to 476 code for a protein of 143 amino acids. Gene Ontology annotation, biological process: hydrogen peroxide catabolic process; oxygen transport. Gene Ontology annotation, molecular function: peroxidase activity; oxygen carrier activity; heme binding. Lineage: Eukaryota; Metazoa; Chordata; Actinopteri; Perciformes; Anoplopomatidae. Gene Ontology annotation, cellular component: blood microparticle; hemoglobin complex; haptoglobin-hemoglobin complex. The transcript is spliced from 3 exons. The record is from RefSeq and is a predicted model, not a curated record.